CUUCCCCAAGACAAAAACACCAAUUAACCACCCCUGGAUCCUCAUCAAAAUCUUGCACUUUCUUCUUCCCCUCUUCCUCCCCUCUCUCUCUCUCUCUUCCAAAACUCAAUCUUUUGUUUCCUAGAGGGAGAGGUACAAGAAAUAAGAAAAUUUGAGAAGUUUCCAAAACUUCUACCGUCCUUCCCAAUUUUCUACACUCCUUUUAGCUCCCCCUUCACAGUACUAAAGUUUUAGUAGUAAUCAUUUUUCAUCAUCCUCAUCAUCAUCAUCAUUAAUAAUCUCCUUUUCUUGAUUUUUGAGUGUUCCAAUUUGGACGAUACUCCGAACCCACAAAAUUUUUUCCCUGUAUCGAAUAAAUUAACCAUCCCAAAAAGAGGAUCUUUUUUUCGGUGGAGAAAAGGAAGAAAAAGAAAAGAAAAAUAUGAGGGAGGAUGACUCAAAUUGGUUUGCUAAAUGGGAGGAAGAACUCCCUUCUCCAGAAGAGCUGACGCCUUUGUCCCAAACCCUAAUCACCCCUGAUCUAGCUGUAUAUUUCGAUAUUCGAAAUCCCAACAGCCCGCAUCACCACCACCACCAUCAGCAGAAUCCGCCGCCGCCGCCGCCGCCUCCUCCGGCGCCGUCCCAAGGUCAGAAUACUCCCUCCUCUCAGCCCAACUCAUCUGCGGAGUUUGACUCCUCUGAGCUGGGUGGGACUGGCGGAGGGAGUGGAGGAGCAGGGGCGGGUUCAGGAGGCGAGGAGCCAGCUAGGACCCUGAAGCGGCCCCGGCUCGUGUGGACGCCACAGCUUCACAAAAGAUUUGUGGAUGCUGUGGCCCACUUGGGGAUCAAGAAUGCUGUCCCCAAAACUAUAAUGCAGUUGAUGAGUGUAGAUGGGCUAACACGCGAAAAUGUCGCCAGCCAUCUGCAGAAGUAUAGGCUGUAUUUGAAAAGAAUGCAGAGUAUUUCGAGUGGUGGCGGCAAUGGUGGUGGUGUGAAUGGUAAUGCUUCAAUGGCUGCAGCUGGAAGCGAACCAGAUUUGUUUGCGAGUACGCCUGUUCCACCACACUUUCUGCAUCCAGGCAGGCCGAAUUCGGACCAUUUCUUGCCUUUUGUGCCUAUGACAAUGCAGCAUCAUCAUCAGAUGGCAACAGUGGUGGGGCACCACCAUCCUCACCCACAGCUACAGCAGCAGUUUAGGGAUUUCGGUACAUCCCCGCCUAAUGGGCAGUUUGAGCAUCGAUUUUUGCCCAGGCAAUCACAGCAGCAGGUUCAGAGGAUGGGGACACCAGUGCAUAGUAAUACUCCUGUAAUGCCAUCUUACGUGGAGGAUUUGGAAUCAGCUACGGCUGCUAGUGCGAAUGGGAGGAAAGUUCUCACCUUGUUUCCAACUGGGGAUGAUUGAAUUUGGGGGAGGUCAUCGUUGCAUUUGGCGUUAAUGGUUAGGGGAUCAGUGCAUAGUAUCAGUUCUGGAGUCUUUUAGUUCAAUUCCAUGAACUCCUGCAAGUGUAAUUAAGUUGCGGAUAGCAUUUUGUCAUCUCCAAUUCUACUUCUGGUGGCAGACAAGCCAGUUAUUGAUGGUGUCUCUAUUUUAUCCAUUCUGCUUCUAGUGACGGAUAAUGACCAUGAUGUCACUCUGGGCGGCAAUAAUGUAAUCAGCUCUAUGUGGCUUUCUUAGAGGAUUUGCUGAAGUCCAUGGUAGCCUGUAAGGGCAGCAAAGAAUGAUGUUGGAAAACAAGCAUGGCGUAGAUAUGUCCUCUAGUUAUCUUAGACUCAGAUCAAAUCCAUGGAUAUUAAAUAUGGUAUUGCAGUUUUGGCAAUGUCCAGAAUCUCCACCAUUAGGAACUUAUAUAUCUUGUUUUCUAGUUUUGUAUCUUGUAGAGAUGAGUCCUGCUUGCUGUAAAUUGUGUGGUUUGAUAGCAGACUUUUAAACCCUGUAACUGGGGAAUCUUUUAGCAAAGAAUAACAAUUCUAAUGUUAUUAACAUGUU
Coffea eugenioides is the source of this 1966-nucleotide messenger RNA. Its product is annotated as transcription factor MYBC1-like. The transcript has 2 exons. Gene Ontology annotation, molecular function: DNA-binding transcription factor activity; DNA binding. Lineage: Eukaryota; Viridiplantae; Streptophyta; Magnoliopsida; Gentianales; Rubiaceae. Bases 422 to 1381 code for a protein of 319 amino acids. Gene Ontology annotation, cellular component: nucleus. The record is from RefSeq and is a predicted model, not a curated record. Gene Ontology annotation, biological process: regulation of DNA-templated transcription.